Messenger RNA from Exserohilum turcica Et28A, 1281 nucleotides. RefSeq lists its product as uncharacterized. Lineage: Eukaryota; Fungi; Ascomycota; Dothideomycetes; Pleosporales; Pleosporaceae. The transcript is spliced from 2 exons. The record is from RefSeq and is a predicted model, not a curated record. Bases 1 to 1281 code for a protein of 426 amino acids.
AUGCCUUCAGCGAUAGUCACUGGCGCCACUGGCAUUCUUGGCCGUGAGAUUGUCUCGGAACUCAGCCAACACCGCCAACAAUGGCCAACCAUCCACGCCCUGUCGCGUAGCAAAAAAGAAGACUAUUCUGACAACGUCAUCCACAACCACAUUGACCUCCAGUCGGACCCAGACUCCAUGGCAAGCGAUCUCAAGAAUGUGCGCGGGGAAUACAUCUUUUUCGCCGCCUACCUUGCUCAAGACAAGGAAGAAGAUGCUUGGGAGGUCAAUGGCCGUAUGCUAUCCAACUUUCUUUGCGCACUAGAGAAAACCGGGGUGAUUACAGAAGUAAAGCGCAUCAUCCUAGUCUGCGGCGCCAAACAAUACGGAGUCCAUCUUGGCCUGCCCAAGCUACCCAUGCACGAAGACGCACCCUGGCUAACCUCCUCGGAAUGGCCCCCAAACUUCUACUACAACCAGCAAAACAUCCUCCACGACUUUUGCACAAAGCACAACAAGGAAUGGGUGGUUACGUACCCCAACGACGUCAUUGGCUUUGCAAUGGGCAACUUUAUGAAUCUCUCUGCAGCCCUUGCUCUGUACGUGCUAGUAUCCAAGGAAAUGUCCAGCGGCAGUGGAAUUGAGUUUCCCGGCUCGCCCACCUUCUACACGCACUUUGAUUGCUUCACUAGUUCCAAGCUGCACGCCGAGUUUUGCGCGUGGGCCGCGCUGGAGCCACGAGCCGCGAACCAGGCCUUCAACGUGGUCAACGGCGACGUCGAGAGCUGGCAGAAUCUCUGGCCAAAAGUCACCGCCUACUUUGGCAUCAGCGUCAAACCAGACCAGUUCAAGAAUGCUUUUGGCACCAGCAACAGCACUGGUAGCAUGACGGAAAAGAUUAUGGAGAAAGUCGUCGGAACAAAUACCCCGGCUUCUUCCACCAUGGACAUGGCGCCCCGACCCCCUAUUUCGCUGCAAGCCGAUGCCAUUGGUGUCGAGGGCACCCCAGUGCUUCACCCCAACAAGGUAGAGCAGCAUAUUGAUCUCGUCCAGUGGUCGCAGCGCGCCGAUGUCCAGCAAGCGUGGCAUGCCCUUGCCGAGCGCGAGGGCCUGGACAAGACGGCGUUUGACAAAGCGACAUGGUCUUUCCUGGGCUUUGUGCUAGGCCGCAAUUUCGACCUCGUGAUUAGCAUGAGCAAGGCGAGGGAGUGUGGAUGGAUGGGAUAUAGCGAUACGUGGGCGAGUUUGAAGCAUGUGUUUGAGCAGAUGGAAGAUGCGCGUGUUUUGCCAAGGCAUGGAUAG